Molecule: messenger RNA, 6592 nt
Organism: Etheostoma spectabile (orangethroat darter)
Lineage: Eukaryota; Metazoa; Chordata; Actinopteri; Perciformes; Percidae
Gene: sash1a
Product: SAM and SH3 domain containing 1a
Exons: 21
Coding region: 688-5307 (1539 amino acids)
Molecular function (GO): protein binding
Source: RefSeq, a predicted model, not a curated record
CGUAGGGGAAGAAUAAGGUGACACAAACCAGCAGCUAGGAUAUUCAUUUCAACUGCGCGACAGGUUUAACGCGCGCGCUUUCGCUUCGGACCAACUUUGGCCAAGUCGGUGGGAACCUGGUGACCGGCUGUGUGCCCCGAAACGGCGUGACAAGUUGGGAGAGGGGGUGGGGGGGGGGAAAGGACUCUCAUCACUAUUUUUAAAUGGGUAGAGUGAGAUUUGGGGGGCGUGGACGGUAGAGGAGCAGCAGUGAGCAUGUUGGCUCCUGGCCGCAGCUCCAGUGAUGUGCCGGCUUGAAGAACUGGACUACGCGUAGAUUGAGCGGUUGUACGCGGAACCGUGCGGGCGUCUACAGCCGACCUUAUGUCAUUUUGAAGCCCGUUAAGCGUCCUUUGGAUUUAUAUCUUCAACGCGCUGCCGUUCGGCGUUCCAGCGGACUAUAAGGAAGGAGGAUCAGCCCUGAAAAGCACCGCGGACUCACAAGGUCGGGGAUGGUAACCAAAGCAUGGAUACUCCAAAUAUUGUUUAAUGCAGUCAUCUUUACUUUCCUAAUAGGCUACUCGGAGAAAGCACUAGAUAGUUAGUUAUUAACGACCUUAUAAUGCGUUUGAAACGCCGAAUGGGAAAGUAACCAUCACUUUAGUGUCUUCUUCUCUCCGAGUUGUAGCCGAUCUGGCAACAGCCAAAAUGACAAGCAACGGACCUGUCAUCGUUUACGAGUGGCUGAAGACCCUCCAGCUCGCUCAGUACGUCGAGGCUUUUGUGGAUAAUGGAUAUGACGAUCUGGAGGUUUGCAAACAAAUAGGGGACCCUGACCUGGAUGCCAUCGGCGUCUACAUCCCUCACCACAGGCAGAGGAUUCACGACGCCGUGAGGAGGCUGAAAGAUGAAGCCAACGAGACGGCCAGUGGACUAUACUUCACCCUGGAGCCCAUGCCACCCGUAGCCGAGAUUUAUACCAGUCACAUGGUGGACCAGUAUGAGUCCAAACUGCGGGCAUCUAAAUCCUGGACCGAGGCCAACAGUGACCGGGCUGGGCGCAACGGUGGGUACAUGGGCGCGCAGAGGAACCUGACGCUGGGCAACAGGAGGGAGCUGGUGAUUUACCCCAAGCUGAAGCUGAAGAUCAUGAUCAGGGAUAAGCUCAUCAGAGAUGGCAUCAACCUCGCCAAGCCACCCUACUCUAAUAAGGAUGGUUCUCUGGGCAACAUAGAUGAUCUUGCCCAGGAGUAUUCUGAGUACUACAAUACCUGCUUCAGUGACGUCAGUGACCGCAUGGAGGAGCUACGCAAAAGACGAGUCUCCCAAGAGCUUGACAUGGAGAAACAGGAUCCAAGCAGCACAUCCCUGCAGCUCCGUUCUGAGAUCCAGGAAUCAUUAGGCUUCAGCAGUGAGGUGUCCACUCCAGAAACAGACAGAAAGAUGUCCCUGCAUAAAUCCAACUCUGAAGAUGGGUCUGGAGGUAAAUGGGACAAUAAGAAAAAGAACAAAUCUUUUUGGCAGAACUUCCGCAAAUCUCAGAACAAACCAGUCAUGCGACAGACAUCAAAAGGAGAAGACAUAGGCUACGUGGCCAGUGAGAUCACCAUGAGCGAUGAAGAGAGAAUCCAACUUAUGAUGAUGGUGAAAGAAAAGAUGAUCACCGUGGAAGAAGCUCUAGCUCGGCUGAAGGAGUAUGAGCGCAGCAGACAGUCCAGCAGUUCUGACACUGCAGAGUGGACUGAGGGAUCUGCAUCCAAUCUAAACCAGUCCUCAAACUGCAACUCUCGUGAACAGUCAGACGAUGAGCAAUCGGAGGACUCUGUGAAGUUCAAACGGCUUCACAAGCUGGUAAACUCUACACGCCGGGUCAGGAAAAAACUUAUAAAGGUGGAGGAGGGCAAGAAACAUGGCUCUGAAGAUUUUCUGAAUCUAGGGGCGUCACCCACCUGUGAGGACAAAGCAGCUCUGUAUACAGGGGUCCUAAAGAGGCCCCCUUUACCCCAGGAGCUCUCCUUGCCCUCCCUCACCCAGGAUGAACUCUCUCUGGAUGGAGACACAGACAGUCUGACCAACUCCCCUUCCUCCAGCAGCCUAGACACCUGGUCCGGACACAAGCUAGUAAAAACCUUUAGUAAGUCUUCCAGUACCCACGGACUCAUCCGCCCCCCCAGGAGAAUCCCAGUUGGCUCUGGGGGCCUGGGAGGCUCCAACUCCGGCGUUGGAGGUAGUGGCUCUUCCUUCUCAGAACUGGAUGGAUGUGGAUUGGACGACGAAGGAAAGCUGUCACGCUCUACCACCGACGGCGAGAUGCGGAAGGCCCUGAACUCCAUCUCCCAUGGGGUAAGUAACAAUGAGGCUCUCUACGCCUACUAUGGCCUCACCAAACCCCGCCCCAAACCCCAUGCCCAGUCCCGCCGCCUGAUCUCCCUGGAUGACGGCCCACAAGGCAGCCCCAAACACCAAGCUGCCAACCGGCACCAUGGCAGCUGGACGCACCGGAAACCUGAUCCCAACUAUGCUUACUCCACCAAACACUUACUCUACCAACGCUCACGCAGUGCCAAGACCCCUAUCUCCCCUCUGUCUCUCACCCCUUCCUCCCCUGCCCGCUGUGAUGUAGCCAAAUCAAAAGGUUUUGGAAGUGGGGGAGGGGGCUGGGUGUUCCCCUCUCGCAGGCUGCGUGGUCGUACGGCAGUCAGUGAGCUGAACAUCACCUAUGUGGUAGAACGGAGCCUGUACGGUCACCUCAACUGGGCUCAGCUGGUGCGCCCUGUUACCCUCAGCCGCGCUGAGCGCCGCUGCCUAUUGGAGGAGGACCGCGAAGCAGACAGGAAGUGGGCGGCCAGUGUGGACCGCUGCACCAAGCGUGUGCUCUUGCGCAUCCAGCAGAAGUCUAGAACAUGCAGCUUCGGAGGCUUUGACCUGUCUAACCGUUCACUCCAUGUGGUCAACGCGGGCUGCGAGGCCAAUAAUAAAGAACAGGAGGCAAUAUACAGAGAAGUGGUCAAAUCCCCCACCACGUCUCGGAUCUCACUGGGCAAGAAGGUCAAGUCGGUCAAGGAGACGAUGAGGAAACGCAUGUCGAAGAAGUACAGUAGCUCCUUGUCUGAGCAGUCCAGUCCGGAUGGAGCCCCUGGCUCCCCCCAGUCCCCUCAGCCUGACACAGACUCUCUGGAGAAGCCAAAGCUGAAGGCCGGAGGCUCGGUGGAAAGUCUGCGUAGUUCACUCAGCGGACAGAGUUCAAUGAGUGGUCAGACAGUGAGCACCACUGACUCGUCAGCCAGCAACAGAGAAAGUGUGAAGUCAGAGGAUGGUGAUGACGAAGAGCCGCCUUAUAGAGGGCCGUUCUGUGGCCGCGCCCGAGUCCAUACAGACUUCACCCCCAGCCCCUAUGACUCAGACUCCCUCAAACUGAAGCGUGGUGAUGUGAUUGACAUUAUCAGUAAGCCACCCAUGGGUACGUGGAUGGGCCUGCUGAACAACAAAGUGGGCACCUUCAAGUUCAUCUAUGUGGACGUGCUGAGUGAAGAAGAGGAGAAGCCCAAGAGGCCUGUGAGGAGGAGGAGGAAGGGCCGACCACCCAAACCCACAUCAGUGGAGGAGCUGCUGGAGCGCAUCAACCUUAAGGAGCACAUGCCCACUUUUCUGUUCAACGGCUACGAGGACCUGGACACUUUCAAGUUAUUAGAAGAGGAGGACCUAGAUGAGCUGAACAUUAGAGAUCCUCAGCACAGAGCCAUGCUGCUCACUGCCGUAGAGCUGUUACAGGAGUACGACAGCAGCAGUGAUCCAGAGCGCAGCGGCCUGUCGGGCUCCCAGGAGAAGCUGCUGAACGAGGGUCAGGGCCUGGUGGGAGACUCCCCGCGAGACUCUGGGUGCUACGAGAGCAAUGAGAACCUGGAGAAUGGUAAGAGCAGAAAGGCUUCCCGUUCCACUCGUUCCUCAGCAGGCCUCCAGUCUCCAGACUACCCCACCCUGCCCAUGACCCUUUCAACAGAGGCUUUGCAGCAGAACAGCAAGAACCAGCGCACAAAGUUCCCAAAACGUUUCUUCAUCAAACCCUCACUAAAGGGCUUCAACCUGUUAGGGCUGCGCAAAGCCCAAAGACGGUCUCCCAUCCCGUCCAGCCGCAGCUGUGAGGACCUGGAUGGGUCCCCACAGCCCAAUGGACCCUGGAAACGCUCCCACUCUCUGGGGGAUCUGCACUGGGAGCAGAAGUUUGAGCAGAAGGAUCUGGGUGUGGAGCUUAAACUCACUAAGGAAGCACCCAAAUCAGGCAGUAGCCCCACCAAGGUCUGUAGAGAGGGCUCCCCAGCGCACAAUGGGACUCCAACAGUAAGCCCAAAAGGAAGGUCCAACAGACCACCUGUCCCCUUCCAGCUGCCUCUUCACCCCCCUUGUCCCACAACCCAGUUCCCCAACCCUCCAGAGCUCCUCUCCAGUCCUACGCCAAGUCCCACUGAUUCUAAUGCAAGUGGGGAGAGGGUCUUACGGACUCACGCCAAAAAGCCUCCAGUCCCUCCUCCUGUACCUGCCAAAAAGUCUAAGGAAAGACUAGCCAACGGGCUGCGUCACCCCCCCCUCUCUCUACCUUCCUCGCCAUCACCCACUCCCUCUCCUACCCACUCCCUCACCCGUUCUCACCCCAGCAGCCCUAUAACCCGCAGCCCCAGCUACGGUGCCCCAGCUCUGCCUGCCAAGACCCCAAGCACCCCUGCAAGCCCAUGUGCCACCUCAUCCGCCUCAUCUAUGGGCGAGGAGUCAGGCACCCCGCCAGCAGUGCAGCCCCCGUGGUUCUCAGAUCUGGGGGGAAAGGUGGCUGUUGCAAGGAAGGCUUCACAUGCCAAGAUGAGUCCUGACCUGUUUACCCUCCUGGAGCAACGGCUGGAGGCUGAGGGCAUUGAUCUUACAGAGGAGCCCUACUCUGACAAGCAUGGGCGGUGUGGCAUCCCCCAGCCGCUGGUGCAGCGUUACUCCGAGGACUUGGGGCAGCCCGUCAAGGAUGUGGCCUCCACCAUGGAUCAGCUUCGAGUCAAAGAGCUGCGUAAACAACACCGCAUGGCUAUUCCUUCUGGAGGUUUGACAGAGAUGUGCCGGAAGCCUCUGCCCUCAGGGAACAUCAGCACAGUCCCUGAUUGGCUCACCUCCAUCGGCCUGCCCAUGUACGCCACAUCUCUGGUGACAGCGGGAGUCGACACGCUGAGUCGCGUGGCCUUGUUAACGGAGAGCGCCGCGUGGGAAGCGGGGGUGCGGGAUGAAAGACACGCCCGCCGGCUGGUCAGUGAGGCACGAUUGGUCAGCUCGCACAGAGAGGUGCAGUCCUAACCAUGAAGGUGGAGUCGUAUAAAGUAACAGGUAUCAACUCACUGGUCAGUACCAUCUCAUUUAAACAUGGUCAGUAGGCGGCCGAAGACAAAUUGGCCGCAGGACUUGACGAUCACAUGAAUGACCAUAGCACUACAGUCCUUACUGUCUCGCAUGUCUCAAAAGACUUAAAUUGAGCCACCCUGCUCUCUGAUUUUCCUCUCUUUAUUACUCUUCUCUCAAAUGUUUACGGCAUUAAGGAGUUUCUCCUAACAGCCAAGACAAGAUAUCCGAUGCCUUUAAAAAAGAAAGACUGCAGACUCACUCUGUGGGAUGGCGUCCAUUCUGAAGACACCCAUAGUCUUAAAAUAAAGACUUGGAUCUGCCUUGAAGGAUGAUAGCACAGUGUUUUGUAGGAUGGAUGAUUUUUUAAAUACAGAAAGGAUGGUUUACUUCCUGCAUAUUUCAUAAAUGCUUCAUUUUCAUCCUUUGUGUCAAGGCAACAUUAUCUGAGGGUCUUUUAUGGAAGUAGCUCGGCCAAAGUGAUUUACUCCACAUUUAGCGUUUCAUUCCCACUAAUAGGUUCAUAAUGAUGAUUAUAAGAUUCACUUAACAUUUGAACUAAAUACACCAAACAAUGAAUAACUGGGGGUUUUGAGAUGACUUAUUUUGUAUCAUGUUUCUGUAUUAUAGCAUAACACAUAAUCAUUGUAAAAUGAUUUAUAUGUAAACUUUUGUGUUUGCCUUUUGAAUGUUUUUUUUUUAUUAUUUUGAGGCCAGCUCUGUCAUUUCUAAGCUUAAACAGCUGACAUCACACCUUUAUAUUUCAUAUUAUACUGUAUGUCCUAUUACAAUGCAUGUCUUGGAUGCACACACUACACCGAUAUGAAUAUAAGUCUUACAGAAAGCUCUGAUUUACUCUAGUAAUCACAAUCAGCUUUUACAGCAACAAAGCAUUUCCAGUGAAUCCAAGCUCAUUUUAAUUUGCCUUACCAUUUUGAAAACAUAGCUUCAUCAUCAAAUAGAACAAUUGUAUAGUAUUGACUAUAGCACCAAGGCUAACCUGUGGAAGAGGUGCAAGUCUCUUCUUUUCUGAAUGUUUCGGAGAAAUAGUUGAGAUCAUUUCAGCCAUAAACCAUGGAUGUGGACCACAAAACAUGUCUGACGGAUUGUGGUUUCUUUACUUGUGAAACUCAGAUGAAAACCACAGGCACAACACAGACGUUGUCCCAUGUUUAACAUUCCUGUUUAACACAUUCACUGUACGUGUUCCAUGUAGAGGGUUGUGGGACGAGGGGGGGGGGGG